AGUUGCCCUAAGAAUUCGUCCUUUGAGCGAAAAAGAAACAAUCCAAGGUUGUACCGAGUGCUUAACACUUAUCCCUGAUGCCCCGCAGCAGAUUCUCAUCGGUACCGACCGCUCAUUCACUUUUGACUACGUUUUUCCUUCGGAUACCGAACAAGAUGAAGUUUUUCAAGAUUGUGCUAUAUCUCUUCUUGACAAAUUUGUUGAAGG
Molecule: messenger RNA, 207 nt
Organism: Ambispora leptoticha
Lineage: Eukaryota; Fungi; Glomeromycota; Glomeromycetes; Archaeosporales; Ambisporaceae
Source: the annotation of a GenBank genome assembly